This is a messenger RNA of Caenorhabditis auriculariae, 11939 nucleotides long. The record is from the annotation of a GenBank genome assembly. NCBI's taxonomy places the organism in Eukaryota, Metazoa, Nematoda, Chromadorea, Rhabditida, Rhabditidae.
AUGCUUUUAAAGUACGUACGGUUGUUUAUCGUUGCCUCUACGCUGUCUCUAUUAUAUUUCAUGAAAAAGAAAGCAGCCGUUUGGAAACCAACAAAGUUUUCAAGCAAAUGGAUUGUUCUCGCCACGGAGGAUGAUUAUUCGAUAGUGAUUGAGGUGAUUUUUGGGAAAUUUCAUGAAAAAUUUUGACUCGUUUUCUUUCAAAAUGAUCAUUUUCAGAGACUAUCAUUACUGAAAGAUUGGGAAGUCGUCGUGGUUAGUGAUCGGAAAUAUUCUGAGUCAAUUGAAUUCAAAAAUAUCCACGUCUUGAACUCGAGAAAAAUAGAUAAUCUUGGUAGGAUAUAAAAAGCAAUUUUGAGAAAGUUUUGCCAUUUUCAGGCUACUCCAUUGCCAGUAAAAUGAAUAAAACUUCUUCUUCCUGGAAAAAUGUCGGUUAUUUGUACGCGAUCUCAAAAGGCGCCGAGUGGAUCUACGACAUGGAAAUCGAUAUCGAAUUCUAUGGUCUGUUUCAAUUGGAAGUUUCGAAGUUAGAAUAAGGAAAUCCAACAGGGAAGGGCUUGGAUCAAUUUGUAUAUAAGAACACCACUAGAGGGCUCAAAUUCCUUCCUAAAUCCAAACUUUUAUCUGAUCGAAUGUUCAAUUCUCAUCAUUUUUUCGGUGAUCAGAACAGCCUUCCAAAUGGAUUUCCAGACAUUAAGGUAUACUCUGAUUAGGAAAAAUAGAAUAAAUAAUUUUUUUUUGUUUCAGUAUCACAAAAAUGGCUUUGCAAAAAUGAUAUCUUGUCGAGAACUGAAGAAUGCCGCCAUUCAACAUGCUAUGGUGGAAACACAUGCUAAAGGAAAAUCACUGUGAGUUCGAAUCAGAGAAAAAAAUCAAAGAAAAAAGGGUGGAGUGCAUGAAGCCGCGCUCCACUGCUCACUUUUGGCGGGAGUUUGAAAAUUCAAAAUUUAUUGCUGAACUUUUUCGUAACCGUUUCAAGACUAACUUGAGCCACAAAACCGGCGGAAUCGUCUGAGUCUCCACCAAUCACACGUUAUUUUCUUUAUCUUGUCGAGACUUUUUUUUUCACUGACUCAAGUCGCUAUUUCACGUUGAAACUACGUUUCUCACAAUUUUAAUAAUCCAGUUUUUUUUCUUUUGAGUAUUUCAUGCCGAUUGAGAAUAGGUGGGACUUAAGAUUCGCUUCAGAAAUGGGAACCGUUCAAACGGCAAAAAAAAGUUCAACAAGUUCGCGCCGCCCAUCACUCUUUCACGUGGUGGGUUCUUCGAAUUUCAAUCGAUAGUCAAUAAUCAUUUUUAAAGGCACGUUUUCACCAUUCGAUUCUCAAAACACAUUGUUCCACAGAAGAGCUUUUCACACGUUAUUGCUCCCGUCUUCGUUCGAUUCUGAGUAGUUAUUUGAAACCGAUAAUAGGUAAAAGAACAUUUUUUAGGGAGGCGACAAUAUGGCGGUCGUAUUUCGCGCAGAAAAUUCUGAAUUUAACGAGAGAAUAUGUGGCUUUGAUGCCUUCGAACACUGUUAAACUCGGGCAAACAGGAAAAGAAACAGAUUUGGGACAAGAAAGGUAUGUUUUUUUGGUAAUUGAUCAACUUUCCAGGGUUAAAAGGUAAACCUCUUUUGAAAAAAAAAUUUAAAAAAUCGAAUUUUCCCGUCAUGCUUUUUUGGUCGUAUUACGGUAGUUUAGAUAGGUUUUUGGUAAUUAAAUGUAAGCUCGUGUUCUUUUUGAGGCGUAACUUAUCUUGUAACCACGAGAAAUACUGGAAAAAUGUUUAGCGGCCAUUAUAGGGUUUGAAGUUAUAGUGGCAACUAUAGUAGUCAAAUUAGUAGUCCUUUAAGGGGUUCAAAAUUAGUGGCCACUAUAGAAGUCUAAGUGAUAGUACUAGACCAAUUUAGGGGUCAAUGGCUUAACAUAACUGGUCUAAUUUGUUUUUUUUUUUUAAUUAUCAGAGUUACUGGAUGAAAAACUACUGAAGUGGCCACUAAAUAGAGACCCUCUAUAGUGGCCAUUAAAACGGAAAAAAGAGUCCUAACACGAUAAGAAAAGAGACAGUGUCUAGUUGAUGGAGAGCGAAGACAAGUUGAGCCUUUUUGUGUCCCAACCUAGCUGAAAAUCAGCUUUAAGAGAUGUAUAAGAAAGAUUUUUGAUCUUCAAAUUUUCAAAAGGUACAUCAAAAAGUUGUGAAUUAUAGCAAGUGUAGACUUUUUUUUUGUCGGAAACUGAAAAAAUAUAACUAUCUGUUCUCACCUUAUAAUGUUUUCCAUGGGGGCGGCAUAGCUCAGCUGGCAUAACUCAUUUCUAACGUCCGCAAGGUCGUAGGUUCGAGUCCCCCCGAGGUCGACCAAGCAUUUCAUCCCUCCGGGGUAGAUAAAAUUGGGAGCUGCAUGCAGCGAAAAGGCUCAAUCUCUGCCAUCAGUUUAAACAGUUUAAUGUUUUCCAGGCCGAAUUGGAAUCGAGUUAUUGAGAAAAUCGACAAAUGGAACUGUUAUUUAUCAUCCGUCGAGGCUUGUAUUCUGCACUUGACGGAUGUGAUGAUAUCUUCGAAUAUGAUCAAAGAGAAAGAUGGACUCUUGACGAGGGCCUGGAUCCAAGAUCUGGCUAAAAUUGGGUGGGAUUUCAUUAUCUUUUUGGCUUAUUGAUAAAAAUUUAUGGAAUGGGAGUUCAAAAUGAAGAACUUUUCAUAAAAAAAAAUAGUCUACUUUUCGUUUGGAUGAUCCUUGAGCCAGAAUACUUCCUGAUCCAUAUGAAAAUCUUAAACAUAUCUUCUUUCAGAUACGUCUUCCCUUCUUUAAAAAGUAGCAAAAGAACGAAAACUCGUAGAACUUGGCGGAAAAGGUCGCCAAAUUGCAGAAGAGCCAAUAUUGAUUUGGUCCAAAUUUCUGAAAACGAAGUAAUUUUUCUAAUGAACCAACCCUUCAUAAAAUCUUCAGGACUUAUUCAGAGCCAAUCAGAAAUUGAAGGCCAACGCGGACCUUUCCAAAUGGUGUUCCGUUGCAAAUUAUACAAGUGACAAAUUUUGAAGUAUAAUCAAUAAACGAACACUUCCAGAACUGAGUGAGAACCUUCCGGAAGCUCAGAAAAUCGCCGAGAAUCACCAAAACUCUUUCGUUCAAAACAUGAACUUGGAUACCGUAAGAAGAGUGUAGAAAUAUUCUAAUAAUCACUCAAAAUACAGGUUCUAAUCGUCACGAACAACUUUCCGUUCGCGAAAGAAGUCGGGUUGAUUCAAAGAUUAUAUGGUCCUUAUUUCGGCAUGAUCAUCUUUUGCGGCACUUUCGACGAGAGAAAUAUCAAUCCGCCAGGUUUUUAUGAAACUUUGAUCUUCAUCGUUCACAUCAUUAAAUUUGUUUAUCGUUUCGAAAAAAAAAGCUUAAAGUUUGCUACAGCCGAUUCACGGCUAGCUUGGGAUGCUUAGGAGGCGUGUGUCUGCGCUCUCCACCAGCUAGGCACUGUCUCUUUUCUUAUCGUGUCAGGACCGAUAAAAAAAAGAGAAUCAGUUAUACACGGCUGGCUUGAGCCAUCGAAAAAAGGGUCCUGACAAGAUAAUGCACGAGAGAGUGCCUAGUUCGUAGAGAGCACAGAGAGGCCACGCCCCCUUGCUGGCCGUGAAUCAGCUAUAUGAUAACAUCGUUUUCGAGGCUAUUUUUUCCCUAUGUCAUUGAAAAAUCUCAAUUUUCAGACCAAUAUCUUGACCGAUUCGGCAACGUUAAUUUUGUCAACCUUAGUGAAUCCGAGGUUCAGGAGGGCUUUUUCAUCUACAUCUGCGCUCAGAAAAUCAGGGAACUUCAGCUGCAGAAUGUUCGAGGUGAAUGAAAAAUUAAAAGAGAACAUUUUGAUUAUUGAAGAGCCAAUACUGAACCGAAAAACCAAAGGUUUUUUUAACGGUGAGUUUGAAACUAUAUUUUGAAAAUGGAAACAAUAGUAAAAGUGGAAAGUGAGUCCUCAAGGAAUCUUUAAAGAUCUUGGAGUGAGAAUAUAAUUUUUUUCCAGUUGAAAUGUUUUCCGUCCUCUUGAAAAACCUUAAGAAAAAUCUUAACUUUAAGGUCAUUUUUUGAAUCCAAAAAAAUCAUAUCUUUGGCUCUAGGUCCUUAAUUCAUAUUUCAUGUACCAAAAAGCUGAUAAUUGUGUGCUUGAUAAUCUUAAAAAAAUAAUACUCUCAAAAAAAUUUUAGGAGAAAUUACAGAUUAGGGGAAAAACCUUAAAUUCAAAAGCUUCCUCCCACUUUCUCAGGAGAAAAUCUCAUCAUCGGCUUUUCAAUUCCUUUUCUCUGAAACUGAUAUUGGUCUUCAUUUUAAGCAUAUUUCAAACUUAAAAAAAACGUUUCUUUGAAAAAUCUUGAAAAUUGCGCUAGAAAAGUUUGUAAACUCCUUAAUUGGAUAUUCUCUCGAAAUAAAUUUAAUGAAACCAAGAAAAGAGCAGCCCUUAGCCUGAGCAGCCCUAGAAAGAGCAACCAAGAAAGAGCAGUCCUUAAAAACUGAAUAAAUGGAUGUCGGAUUGAAUUUGAUCGAAAACAUGGACUGUAUUUUCGAAUUCUCCGUUUAGGUUAUUACAUGAUGUCGGACGACGUCGUCUUCAAUCACUGGCAAUCGAUCAAUUAUCAAAGUGUAGUUCACACGGUCGGCGCUUACGCCCAAGAUCCAGAAAACAGAUGGUGGGCCGAGGAAUUCAAAAACAUCUGUAAGAGUUCUUGAUUCUCCGUCUUUUUGAUAAAAAAAAAACAUUAGAAAUAUGAAUCAUUUUAAAGCUUCCGACGCAUUGGCGAGUACCGCUGAGUUCAUGACGACUUCGGAGCAUCCUGAAGUCGUGCAGACGUGGAAUACGUUCAAUGACGGGGUGAGUUUGGGGAGGGAAAUUAAGAAAAUCAUAAAACAAUCAUGUGUGUUUCUUAAAAAAGUUGUGAUUAAUGGAAAAUACGUAGAUUUAGUUAAGAAUUUUAUUUCUAAGAAUCCCAAAGACCAAAAAACGCCAAUAACUCCAAAAUAGACUUCCUUGGAUUUAUCAAGAAGAACUUUUUCGUGGUGAUUAAAAAAAAAUGUUUUCGAUUUUCGGAAAGUUUCGAGCUUCUUCUGCUUUUUUUCACAUCCUUUUUCGGUUGUCAGCAGAACUUUUUAUUCUCACCAAAAAAAUUGGGCUAGAUGUUCUUCCCAGGCGGAUCCUAGGAAGGUGUUAGGAAGGUAACCAGCAUGCGGUUGGAAGGUGAAUGGAAGCUAGAAGGUUUUGGGAAGGUGUUCGGAAGGUAGAUAGAAGGUUUUGGAUGUGAAAAAUUGAAAACGCCUGCCAGAAGCCUUUCAGAAGCCUGCCUGAAAUCUUCUGGAAGUUUUCAGACGGGCUUUUUUUCUAAGUAGAAGGUCUUUAGAAAGUAUGUAAAAAGACAUACGAUCACAUGCUGGGAAGCUUCCAAACGCCUUCUGAAAAACCGAAAAGCUUCCUAACUUUAUGCUGAGUAGGAAAAAAUCAAAAAUUUUCCUCGCUCGUACGACCUUUCAUAAAAAUCCUCAUGAAUUCAGGUCAAAAGAAAAGGAUUUAAAGAUGGGAGCGAAGCAUUGUACACUCAAUAUGUUGGUUCAAUCAGCGAUUUGUAAGUUUUUUAAAAAAAAUAUUUGAAAAAUUCACUUUUAUUUCAAGCAUGUAUAUUCCGACGUCCAUGUUGAACUAUUUUGGAGACCUUAUGGAGGUCUUUUUUGAGAAUUAUUUGUUCCUGGAAAUUGCCGUCGACAAGUUUCUCCGCUCUGUCGAUUAUGAAACGUAGGAAAUUUUUUUUUUCAAAAAGUAUGAAAUUUUCAGUCCUCCUGUGACCAGGUUGAGCUAUUUAUGGGCCGAGGAUCGAGAUAUUUGGCCCAAUUUUUACAAUUCUUCAUUUCUUAGCUUUCAUCCAAUGAAAUAUGGUUAUUCUCGGUUCAAUUUGACCGAAAGAUACAGGUUUCUCAAAAUUUUUCUUUUUCUCGGAAAUGAAUAUUUUUGCAGGUAUUGCGAACACGUGUUACAAUUGUCCGUUGACAUAAUGUUAAAAGGAGGGAAACGACUACGAGGAAAUUAAUAUAUAAAGUUUCUUAUUAUUUAUAAUAAUAAAAAUUGAAAAAAACCUUCCAAUAUGUUUUUUUAUGCCAGAGUCGGCCUUGAAAAAAAAUAUUUUUGGAAGUUCAAAUUAAAGAAUGAAUAAAUUCGUUCUAAAUAUAUGAAUAAAGCAUCACAUAUAAAUUAGAAGUCUGUCCAGAUUUUAAAUGUCAAGUCGUAGCCCAAGCUCCGCCCCUAAUGGCGCGAUGAACCAAUCGGAGAGCGAGCCAUUCACAGAGCGUUUUCGAAUGACGUCAUCGCGCUUGACAUUCAGAAUCUUAUCUCCAGAUUGAAGUUUUUGAAUAUUCUCUCGAAAGAAAUGGAUAUGUCAAAAUUUAUAAGGUAAUUUUGAAUUUUAAGUCUCCAACUUCUUAGAUUUCAUUGACCCUUAUAGACAGCCAUAAUCUCUUGAGGAAAGAUUUUUACACUGAUCCAUAAUCCGUAGGUACUGCGAACACAUGUUGAAAAUGUCUUUUGAGGCAUUUUUUGGAAAGAAAUGAUUAAAAGAAGAGUUCUACACGGCUCCUUGUCGUUCAGAAGAAUAGUGAUCAUACUUCGGCUGGGUCUCACACCGGGGUGUGGCCUACCCCCCUCAAACUGUGGCCAUUUUCAAAUUCUUUUUUCUUGGCUGGGAUGGGAUCCAGCCGAUGUAUGAUAGUGACUUUUGUGAUGUCUGGUAGCUUAUAAAAUUCUUCCAAGAACAGCUACACCGAAAAAUCAUUGAAUGUGACAAGCGGAUGAUUCAAAUCUAUUCAAAAUGAAAUCUUGGGGAAAUUUCGAAUUUACGCACUUCUGUGCGAUCUCAAACAGACCAUCAGAAUUGCGAAAAAGGUCUGGAAUGCAUAUCCCAAACAUCGUUUCUCAUUUUCCAUUUAUGACGUUCUUUGCACGAUAAGCGGAAUGGUGAGAGGUUUAGACGUCUUCAGGAUAUGUUUUGUCUGAAACGAUCCUCAAACAACUAUAAAUGAAGAUCGGCUUGCCGAACUUUUCUAUAAAGUGGACUUCUUUUUUGCAGCCAGAUGUUUCCUUUUUUGUUAGUUCUUCGUUUCUGAGCUCUAGCUGUUCGGAAACGCUUUUUGUCGGCAUGAAUUUUUUUUUUUCGUCAUUAUCCUUGUCCGUUAGGUCCAGCAUUUCUUUCAAACUCCAAAAAAAUAUAUGGUUAUUUAUUCGAAGAAAAAAAUAUUCGCGAGAUUUGAUCAAUUUAAUAUUAUUUUUAAUAUAAAUAAAUUUGAUGACAGUAGAAUAUGAAAGAAACGAAGAAAAAAGCAAAAAUCCGAAAAAUGGUAAAGCGUGUUGUCAAUAGAGCAACUUUACUGCAAAACGCCGUUUUGGCGGGAACUCAAACUUUCCUCUCUCCGACUUUGAAUUAUUUUUCAUCCGAAACUAGGAAUUUCUGUACGUUUCCAAGUUCAACGUUCGACAGACAAGAAAGAGCUCAUAUUGGUCUGCAACGCCAUUUUUUACUGUCCCUAUGCUUCUGAGACAAUUUUAAUAAACUAUGUUACCAUUCUAAUUAUGACUCGAUUUAUUACUGAAGUUUUCCGAUGAUGUUGUCUAACAAAAACCUAAAAACCUCUCUCAAAGUUCCAGGAUGAUUUACAAAUACGUUCGGUUGUUUGGCAUCGUCGCUACAUGCUCAUUAGUGCUUCUAAUAAAAAUGAAAUCAGCCGUGAACCGACCUAUAGAAUAUUCGAGCAAAUGGAUUGUUCUGGCUACAGAAGAUGAGUAUUCAGAAGCGAUCGAGGUGAUAAAAAAAGUUAAAGAACAGGAAGAAGCAAGGUUUUGUACUAGAAGUGAUCUUGUAAAAACUUUUUCUAUUUUUUUUUUGGUUCACCUAUAUAACAAAACUUUAGAAACUAUUGUUGCUGAAAGAUUGGGAAAUCGUCCUGGUCAGUGAACGUGAAACACCCGAGUCACUCAAUUUCACAAAUGUACAUUUUUUAAAUUCGCAAAAGAUCAAAAAAUUAGGUCGGUAACUGGAGACCUGAAAAACUUUGAUUUAACUCAAACUUACUCAGGUUAUUCAGUAGCAAACACGAUACAUAAAACUUCAUCUUCUCGGAAAAAUGUCGGUUAUUUGUAUGCAAUCUCAAAAGGCGCCGAGUGGAUCUACGACAUGGAUAUCGAUAUCGAAUUCCAUGGUUUGAUUUGAAUUUAUAGAAAACAACAAAAAUUUCUUCAGGAAAAGGAUUGGAUCAGUUUUCAUUUGAUAAAUCAACCCGUGGACUCAAGUUUUCGCCUGAAUCGGAUGUUUGGUCUGAUCGAAUGUUCAAUUCUCACCAAUUUUUCGGUGAUCCAGACAGCUUUCCAUUCGGAUUUCCAGAAAUAAAGGUUGCCUCAAAUGAUAACUUUUAUAGCCUGUGUACCACGACUUGGAAUUUCACCAAACGACAUUCCGCUGUGCCGCUGCGCGCCUUUGCAAACCUUGGUCGCGUUUUCAAUUUUUUUCUUUUUUUAAGGUACUCUACUUUCACGUGCUCCCACAGCAAUAACAAUAAAUUGGAAGUGUGACCUAGAUUCGAAAGACGCUUCGCGAACACACGCAGCGGAACAGCGGAAUGUCGUUCGGUGAAAUUUCAUGCCGUGGCACUCAGACUAUAAAGCUUAUUUCAAAAAAAUCGCUUUUUUGAUGUAGAAUCACACAAAUGGAUUUGCCCAAAUGGAGUCUUGUCGUGAAAUGAAGAAUUCCGUCAUUCAGCACGGCUUAGUGAGAGAUUUCUCCGAAGUAGAGAUUCCCUUGUAAGUUUUGGAGAGAAUGCGCCCCAACGCAUUUUUGGCGAUAUUUCAAAAAUCCACAAAAUUUUGGUUCUUUCUUUUAAAAUUUGAGUUUAAGAAAUGGAAACCGAUCAGAAUUACGAAGGAAAUUCAACAAGUUUGCCCCUCCGAUCGCUCUAUCGCCUGGUAAGUGCUUGAAACCCCACUUGGGAAUUGAAAAUCAUCAUUUUCAGGCACUUAUUCGCCUUUCGAUUCUCAAAACACAUUGUUCCACAGAGAAGCUUUUCACACGUUGUUCCUCCCAGUUUCAUUAGAACCUCGGUGGUAACUUUUUUUGGGAGUAGAAAAAAAACAUCGAUUUUUCAGAGACGCAACAGUUUGGCGGUCGUAUUUAGCUCAGAGAAUUCUAAUAUUAACUGGAGAUACUGUGUCUUUGACACCUGUGAAUGCUAUAAAGCUCGCGGAAAUAGGAAAAGAAACAGAAUCCGAACGAAGGUAGAAUUUUUUCUACUUACAAGGAAGGUCAUUUUACUUUGCGCUUCGGAUUCUUCUGAAAAAUGGCUAGAACACUCCUUGAUUUACCAGAUGAAGGUUCUGAAAGUCUCAACCUGCACAACUUCCUCUUUUUUGAAGAAAGGAACCUUCAGAAUCCAUAAAAAUGGGCUAUUUCAAGGCUUUGAGCCCUCAUUUCUCAAAAACUAGGAAGUUGUGCAGGUUGAUUCUUUCAGAUUCUUCUUCUGGUGCAUCAAGGAGUGUUCUGGCCAAUUUUCAGGAAGUCCUCAACCGCAAAGUAAAAUGACAAGCCCUGUGAGGUUUGCGAAAAAAUUAAAUAAAAUAGAAAAAGUCCUUUAAAAUUUAAGCUAUUUUGCAGGCCAAAUUGGAAUCGAGUUCUAGACAUUUUCGACUAUUGGAACUGUUAUUUACCCUCCGUCGAGGCUUGCACUAAUCAAUUAACCGAAAUAUUAGUAUCCUUAAAUAUAUUAGAAAAGCAGGAUGAAGUUUUAACAAAAGCUUGGAUUCAAGAUCUUGUCGAAAUCGGGUGAACCUUGACACUUAACCAUAGAAAAAAAACAUAUAUAGUCAAUGUUUUCCGACUUGAAAGGCGAGAGAGGCGGUUUUGAACUCGUGCCAAGAGCCGCGUACGCACACGCUACGCGUCCCGCCCCUUGCCCCGCCUCCCUCGACUUUCAAGUCGGGAAACAUUGACUAUAUCGAGUCCAAAAAUUUUUCGUAUUUUUCUUUUAGAUACGUGUUUCCACCUCUGAAAAAUAACGUAAAAACAGAAACUCAUAAAUCUUGGCGGAAAAGGUCGCCAAAUUGUAGAAGAGCCAAUAUUGAUUUGGUCCAAGUGGUCGAAAAUGAGGUAAUUUUUCUAAUGAACCAACCCUUCAUAAAAUCUUCAGGAUUUAUUCAGAGCCAAUCAGAAAUUGAAGGCCAACGCAGACCUUUCCAAAUGGUGUUCGGUUGCAAAUUAUACAAGUGAAAAAAAUCUUGAAGCGUCUUGAAUAAAUGAAUACUUUCAGAACUUGAUGAGAACCUUCCGAAAGCUGAAAAGAUCGCUGAGAAUCACCAAAACUCUUCGAACUUGGAAACAGUAACAGAAAAAGUAUAUUACGUCAAUUUUCAAGAGAAUUUAGGUGUUAAUUAUAACGAAAAACUACCCAUUCGCUGAAGAAAUCGGAUUGGUUCAAAGACUAUAUGGACCUUACUUCGGCAUGAUCAUUUUCUGUGGGACUUUCGACGAGAAGAAAAUCAACCCUCCAGGUUUUUUUUUCGAAAAGAAAAAUUUUGAAAGGGCUCAUUUAUAGAGGAAAAUUGAACUAUCGAAAGCUAAGUUAAGUCGAUUUUCAGAUGAAUAUCUUGACCAAUUCGAUCGCAUCAAUUUUAUUAAUCUCAGUGAAGACGAGGUUCACGAAGGGUAUUUCAUAUACAUCUGCGCUCAGAAAGUCAGGGAACUUCAGCUGCAAAAUGUUCAAGGUGAAAAAAAUGAAUAAUGUGGAAAAAUUGAGUUCAAUAGUAUAGCUGAUUCACGGCUGGCUUGAGCCUUCGAAAAAAGGGUCCUGACACGAAAAUGCACGAGAUAGCCCUGGCACGAGGAGAGCGCAGACAGGACACGCCCCCUUAGCGUCCCAAGCUGGCCGUGAAUCAGCUAUAGAAAGAAUUCGAUUUUUUCUCACGAGAAUAGUCUAAAGCUAACUGAGGCUUUGGACAGUCUCUAAUAAGUCUAAUUCUUUUUAAAAUUUCUUAUUCCAGGCUACUAUAUGAUGUCCGACGAUGUCCAAUUCAAUCAUUGGCAGCCAAUAAAUCAUCAACACGUGGUUCACACAAUUGGAACCGUCAAUCCAAGGCCUGGCGAAUUUUGGUUCUCUUUCGAGCACAAGAACAUUUGUAAUCAUUUUUCUCAUUGGGUUUCCUUUUUGAUACUCGAGAAAAUCAGAUCAUUUUUAAGCUUACGAAUCAUUGGAGAAUAUCGUUGAUUUCAUGAACGAAACGGAUGAUCCGGAGGUUGUUAACACGUGGAAAAUGUUUGAACAAGGGGUGAGUUUAGGAGUCUCAAAUCUCAAUAUAUCGGUCAUAACUUUUCAAAAAAUGAGUUUCAGACUCAAGAAUUCUUGAAAAUUUAGGUUAGAAACAAGGGGUUGGAAGAUGCGAGACAGGUUUUAUUGGCUCGGGACUCAUGGUCGAUCAGCGAUUUGUAACUUGGGAUAUAUAACUUGGAAAGUCUAUUAUAUUGAGCAUGUACAUCCCAACUUCAAUGAUGAACUAUUUCGGAGACCUGAUGGAGAUAUUUUUCGAGCACAAUUUGUUCCUGGAAAUCGCUGUUGAAAAGUUCCUUCGCUCUGUCGAACAUGACACGUGGGGAAAGAAUUUAUUUUUCUUACGGAAUCUAUAACUUUCAGCCCGACCUUAACUCACUCGAGCUAUUUGUGGUGUAAUGACAGGAUCGAGUGGCCGAAAUUUUACAACUCUUCGUUUUUGAGUUUCCAUCCGAUCAAAUAUGGAGCUUUUCGGUUCAAUUUGACCGAAAGAUACAGGUUUUUCAAAAUUUUCAACGAUAUGAUUUUUUAAGUUUUUCAACGUCGCUUUAAAAAAAAAAAUUAUUUCAGGUACUGCGAACACGUGUUGCAACUGUCUGUUGACAUUUUGUUGAAAGGACAAAAACUGAAUGAUUAA